Trichomonas vaginalis G3 is the source of this 579-nucleotide messenger RNA. RefSeq lists its product as uncharacterized. The transcript has a single exon. The record is from RefSeq and is a predicted model, not a curated record. Bases 1 to 579 code for a protein of 192 amino acids. Lineage: Eukaryota; Parabasalia; Trichomonadida; Trichomonadidae.
AUGCAUCUUUCUAGACUUCCAAGAUGGGCAAUAUCUCUGACGCUCUUCAACGGCCACCACUAUUGGCAUUAUAUCAAGUUUAAUCGCAAAUGUAAGCUAAUGCAAUAUCUGAGAACUCAAUGUCCAACAUGGGAAGGACCGCAGAAAGCACUGGGACGUACAUUUGAAAAUAGUGACCAAAUCUCACUUUCAUCUUCAGAUAUGCUAUAUUUUAACAAGUUUGUAAAGCUAGAUGAUGACAAUCUUACAUUCAUUGGGAAAUGUGCUAUCAAGAAAUUCAUUCAAUAUGUAGACAGACCUUGCGGUCUAAUCCCUCAUCCAUGUGUCAAUGAGUAUGGAUAUCUCUUUGGAGGAAUCAUAUAUAGAUAUGCAAAGCUUCAUAAUGCAGAUGAAGAUGUGAUUAAAGAUAUAGAAACAUUUGCAAAAUGUUUCCGUAAAAACGAUUCUAAUCUUAUUGUAACCAAAUUUGGUGAGCCAAAGUUCUACUUCAACUACAGAGAUGGAACUUAUCACAAAAUGCCAGGCUUUCCAGACUUACCACCAUUAAAAAUCAUUAAUGAAGAUCCUGAUUUUGAAUAA